UUGCCGCCAGCUGGAUAGCUGGUAUGAAACUGCGACAAACUCGUUGACUGUGACGUUCAUCAGUCGAAGUUUGAACACGUUGGUUAUGACAUCGUAUUGUUUACAUCGUGGAUAAAACUGUCUGACCAGAGUAAUAUAAUUUGGAAUUUUUCAUCAUGUAUGAGAUGUGUCACCCCGUGUUUUAUGAGAUGAGUAAAUUGGGAUGCACUGAUGAUUCGAAGUACACUCUGGCGUUUCAAACAUACAUGGAACUUUGUGAGGUGAAACGACUGUGGGAUGUGAAUUACAAGUAUAACAAGGCCUUAGAUUUGAUCUACCUCGAAGCUCGCGACAGCAAAUCUUCUCCACUGAAUAAAUACAUCCCUUGGCCAGCCAUGAACGCAAUGUCAUUGGAUCGAAUUGAGAUAAUGCAAAAAGAACUGGAAACUGACAGAUUAAUAUUCGUCUUCAAAGAUGGAGAUAGCACAAGUGUUUACUAUACUGUCACUGCAGGACUAGUGAAGCCAUUAUCUCCUGAGCAGAGCAAAGAGUUCAAACGACAUCAGGGGAAAAAAGCAGAAUUGGAAUCAGAAAUAAGAAAAAAUGCUUCCAACCUUUAUGAACUAGCGAUGUCCGUGAAGAGUGAGGCCGAUCCGACGAAUGAAGCGCCAGCUAAAGAUUGAAUAAUACAUUUUGUACAAGUAUCAUGGGAAACUUUAUUGAAAAUGAGAAUGAAUAAAUUUUCUAUGAAAUAAA
Molecule: messenger RNA, 735 nt
Organism: Athalia rosae (coleseed sawfly)
Lineage: Eukaryota; Metazoa; Arthropoda; Insecta; Hymenoptera; Athaliidae
Exons: 4
Coding region: 156-662 (168 amino acids)
Biological process (GO): tRNA splicing, via endonucleolytic cleavage and ligation
Molecular function (GO): nucleic acid binding
Source: RefSeq, a predicted model, not a curated record